This is a messenger RNA of Bradysia coprophila, 920 nucleotides long. RefSeq names its product ribosomal protein S6 (gene RpS6). The record is from RefSeq and is a predicted model, not a curated record. Gene Ontology annotation, biological process: translation. Gene Ontology annotation, molecular function: structural constituent of ribosome. Gene Ontology annotation, cellular component: ribosome. NCBI's taxonomy places the organism in Eukaryota, Metazoa, Arthropoda, Insecta, Diptera, Sciaridae.
UUUUCAAGCAUGAAACGCACUCAUUCCAAAAGCGGAUAUGUCAAGCAAUCAUCCGCCGAUCUGUCAUUUCUUUUUACAUUUGUUGUGGCCGUAAAUAGACGUCUGCGAUGAAGUUGAAUGUAUCUUUUCCCGCCACGGGAGCUCAAAAGCUUUUCGAAGUUGUGGACGAACAUAAAUUACGGAUUUUCUAUGAAAAGCGUAUGGGCACCGAAGUUGAAGCCGAUCAGUUGGGCGAUGAAUGGAAGGGUUACAUCUUGAAAAUUGCCGGCGGUAAUGACAAACAAGGUUUCCCCAUGAAACAAGGUGUCCUUACACACACCCGUGUACGUCUUUUGUUGAAGAAGGGACACUCCUGUUAUCGUCCACGUCGUACUGGUGAACGUAAACGCAAAUCGGUUCGAGGAUGCAUCGUUGACGCCAAUAUGUCAGUUUUGGCUUUGGUUGUUGUACGCAAAGGCGAGAAAGAAGUGCCCGGAUUAACCGACAACCAAGUACCACGUCGUCUUGGACCGAAGAGAGCAAGCAAGAUCCGUAAGUUGUACAACUUGACCAAGGAAGACAACGUUUGCCAAUACGUCGUUCGUCGUCCAUUGCCGAAGAAGGAGGGCAAAAAACAACGCCACAAGGCACCGAAAAUCCAACGUUUGGUUACACCGGUAGUGUUACAGCGCAAGAGACGUCGUUUGGCCAUUAAGAAGAAACGUCAAAGUGCCGUCAAAGAACAAGCCGCCGAAUUCGCCAAAUUGUUGGCUAAACGCAAGAAGGAAUCUAAACAAAAGCGAGAAGAAGCAAAGAGACGUCGUUCAGCUUCGCUCCGCGAAUCCAGAACCUCACAAUCGAGUGACAAGAAAUAGACAGUUUGCCGGGUGAACUUGAUAAAAUGGAUGAGGAACAAUAAAAACUAAAAUCCAAAUUCGGAA